Molecule: messenger RNA, 1208 nt
Organism: Malania oleifera
Lineage: Eukaryota; Viridiplantae; Streptophyta; Magnoliopsida; Santalales; Ximeniaceae
Exons: 3
Coding region: 171-956 (261 amino acids)
Source: RefSeq, a predicted model, not a curated record
AACAACUCGUCGUCCACUUUCCCCCCCUCUCUUUCUCUCUCCUCUUUCUCUCUCUCUAAAAUACACUCCCUUCCUUCUCUCUCUCCCCCCAAAACUCUGCUCUGAAGCAACGAAGAUCACAAGGAACGCCUUGAGCUGACCUCUGAAUCUGGUCCCGCGCGCAUACAUAUAUGUCAGAGGGAACUCCCCGGCGACCACUUCCGGUCACCGAGCCGAGAUCCAGGCCUCCCCAUCCCUCGCCGCCACUCCAUCGGCGGAGCCCCACUGCGCGUCGGUCCUCGAAACCCUCCAGAUCCCUCAGAAUCCUGCGACGAUACCCUUCGGAUUCUUCCGUUUCUCCCGAUGGUCGUUUCCCGGGCGACGAUCAUCUGCACCCGGAGUCCGACGAGGGUGUCCUGUUCCGGCUUCAGACGUGUGCGGACAUCCUCUCCUACCCUUGCUUCCUGUCGCCGUCUCCACAAAUUCCGGAGGUGCAGAAGAAGGCGAAUAAGGAUUCAAAGGUGGUGGUAAAUGUUACAGUAGAAGGAAGUUCAGGACCCAUCAGAGCCCUGGUGAGGUUGGGAUCCAGUGUGGAGGAAACCAUAAUGCUUGUUGUCAACAAGUACGGCGAAGAAGGCCGGAGCCCCAAGCUCGACCGCCACGCCGCCUCCUCCUUCCAGCUGCAUCAGUCCUAUUUCAGCCUUCAAGGUUUGAAUAAAUCAGAUGUGAUUGGGGAAGUUGGCUGCAGAAGCUUCUAUCUUCGAAAGAGCAGCAGCAGCAGCAGUAACAGAGGAGAUGGACAUGGAAUGCAACUGGUUUCUGCUUCCUCCAAUCCUCAGAUUGAUUCUGUGAGAGCAACCUCUCCCCCUCCUUUCAUCUGCUUCACUGCUUUCAUCGAGCAGUGUAUCAGAAAAAUUGUGAGAAGAACUAGGAAGCUGUGGAAGGUCUUGGGUUGUACUUGUAUGCAGAGUGGAUGACCUAGACCCAUACCAUACCCAUACUCGGACCCAAGCCCAAACCCGGAUCAUCCCACGAUUCAUUGCUAGAGUGACAUGCAUUCUAUUGUGUUGCUCUAACAGGCGUAACUUUUUAUUUUUAUUUGUUUUGCAUUUCGUCAUUUUUCUUAUAAUCAACCUGUAAAUAGUAUACCUGCUCUUUACCCUAUACUCUCUGUAAACCUUAUAUUGGAAGAUUCAAUUCCAGUUAUAUCAAAUGGAGUUGAUGUGCCA